Drosophila bipectinata is the source of this 470-nucleotide messenger RNA. RefSeq names its product sodium-dependent nutrient amino acid transporter 1-like. Gene Ontology annotation, molecular function: L-amino acid transmembrane transporter activity. The record is from RefSeq and is a predicted model, not a curated record. Gene Ontology annotation, cellular component: plasma membrane. Lineage: Eukaryota; Metazoa; Arthropoda; Insecta; Diptera; Drosophilidae. Gene Ontology annotation, biological process: sodium ion transmembrane transport.
AGCAGCUUGUUAAAGACGGUUCUACUGAAAAGAAAACACGGCACCCACUACUUUGGCAGUAUUCCACGCCCUAAUCCUUAAAUAUGGAUGAUGCAGAGUAUCAGAAACUGAGCUGUAACGUGGAAGGAUCGAGGCAAGAGCAAUCAGGAUCUGGAACGGCUGUUAUUUAUACCUCAGCUGGAGAAGAACUUACCAUAAACUGUGAUAUUGUUCAUGAAAUGGAAUCCCAGACUUCAACUCAAAGAGACAAGUGGGGCAAAGGCGUGGAGUUUCUUUUCUCCUGCAUAGCCCUGUCCGUGGGUUUGGGAAAUGUCUGGAGAUUUCCAUUCAUAGCUCUGGAGAAUGGUGGGGGUGCCUUCCUUAUACCCUAUGUGAUAGUGCUCCUGUUGAUUGGUCGACCUGUUUACUAUCUGGAGGUGAUCAUUGGACAGUUUUCGAGUCGUGGCUGUAUUUUAUUGAAGCUGUACUAA